Punica granatum (pomegranate) is the source of this 1522-nucleotide messenger RNA. The record is from RefSeq and is a predicted model, not a curated record. Lineage: Eukaryota; Viridiplantae; Streptophyta; Magnoliopsida; Myrtales; Lythraceae.
CCAUUAUAAACUAGCUGGGGGAUAACUUUCAAAGGGAACGAACAAAAACGACAGAGAGGAAAUGGUGGACGCCGCCAAACUCCCGCCGGACUUGGUCGCGGAAAUACUCCACCGUCUACCGGUGAGAGAUCUUCUCCGUUGCCGCUGUGUAAAUAAGCUAUGGCUUUCCCUGAUAGACGAUCGGAGUUUCAUCAGCAAACACCUCCGGUACAUGAGCGGGUCGGCUGGCGCCGAGAACCACAGCAUCAUUCUCCUCCGCGCUGGUCAAAACCUCCGCUCCAUAGAAAUGGAGCCUCCGUACAGAGUGAGGGAGCUCCAGCCCCCUCCGAGGAGAUCCGGCUCUAAAAUCGUGCUGGUGGGCUCUUGCAACGGCUUGCUCUGCCUCUCGAGCCUUGCAAGUGGGGCCGCCGAGGAUGUCGCCCUGUGGAAUCCAUUAACGAACGAUCAUGCCCACCUGCCCAUUGUCCCCUUCGGGAACUUUGGCUCAAUCUCCAUGAUUAUAGAGGGCGUCACUAUGAUUAUGAUGUCAUCUUUCGCCGUAAUCGGGUUCGGUUAUGACUCUGUUACGGGAGAUUACAAAGUGGUCAUCAUCGAGAGUGUGAGCAAGGAGGAGGAACAAUUCCAAGAUAUUCGGUUCUACAGUUUGCUUAAGAACUCGUGGAUGAGGUUCCGCGACGAUCGAUAUUGGCUUUGUCUUCCGCAAAAUAGGAAGAUGGGAGUUUAUGUUAACAAUAACCUGCAUUGGGUGAUGACCCGGAGAUCAGAUUCUAAUGCCACCCGAUUGAUCGUGGCCUUUGAUCUUAGGACCGAGGACUAUAAGGAGGUGCCAUUGCCUUUUUAUUUUGACAACCAAUUCGGAGUGGAUGUGACUGUUCUCGAAGGAUGCCUUGGAAUGGUGGUGAACUCUCACCAUUACAAUGUGGCCGAUGUUUGGAUCAUGAGAGAGUACGGGUCAAGGGAGUCGUGGGCAAUGCUCUUCUCGGUCCCAUAUUAUGAGGUUUUAGAAUUUGACAAUGACUACUACGGAGACGUUUGUUACCUGGAACCUUCAUACUCUGGUGGCCAACUUCUAGUGGCAGACAUGUAUAAGAAGUACCUUUGGUUUGAUGCAAAAAACCAAACCUUCAGGACUUUCAAUAUCAGCGACUUCGAUUCCUGCAAUGUAGGAUAUGAGUCUUUCAAUGCAGCAGUGUGUGCCGAGAGUUUAGUUCAAGUCGGAACUUAAAGUGCUGGAAUGGCGGCAGCAACAACCUAGAAACAAGCAGGUAAACCUUAACUCUGAAUGCAUGGAGGAUGUAGGGACUGUCCGCAAGUGUGUGUGGAAGUCUUUGUGUGUUUGUUUUCUUGCUUCCUUGAGCUCUUGUCAUCAAUCAGCUCAUGAGAACAUUGCCUGUUUGAAUGAUAAUCUUCAGCAUUAGUUUACGAGCUAAAGUAAUGUCAUGUCUGAACUCUAAACUGCAAUCUGACGUAUAUAAAGUUGUCGAUCUUAUCUUCGACUCUGGUUACUAAUCUUCCUCUCCUA